UUGCAUCAGCUGGUCUUUCCGUACCACGUGGUUCAAGAGCAGUGUUCCCGGCAGCCCCAUCCCAUCUCUGUUGGGCCUCCGCUGUCCUCUCCCUCCAGACCAUCGCUUUUGGUUUCCAUAUUCUCUUCGUGGUUCGCCGAUGUCCGAGGAGAAGGCCAGCAGUCCUUCAGGGAAGAUGGGAGGCGAGGAGAAGCCGGUAGGUGCCAGUGAGGAGAAGCGAAAGGAAGGAGGCAAGAAGAAGAACAAAGAAGGAUCUGGGGAUGGAGGUCGAGCAGAGUUGAAUCCUUGGCCUGAAUAUAUUAACACGCGUCUUGAAAUGUAUAAUAAACUAAAAGCAGAACAUGAUUCCAUUCUGGCAGAAAAGGCAGAAAAAGCAAGCAAGCCAAUUAAAGUCACUCUGCCUGAUGGUAAACAGAUUGAUGCGGAAUCCUGGAAAACUACGCCAUAUCAAAUUGCUUCUGGAAUUAGUCAAGGCCUGGCUGAUAACACCGUUAUUGCUAAAGUGAAUAAAGUUGUUUGGGACCUGGACCGUCCUCUGGAAGAAGAUUGUACUUUGGAGCUUCUCAAAUUUGAGGAUGAGGAGGCCCAAGCAGUAAGUGUUUAUUCACUAAUCAUUGAAUUUCAGGAUGAAAAUUCCCAUUUAAACAUUCCUCCAACCUAUGGUAUGAGUAGAAUGGAAUGGAAAGAGAUUAACUAUACUUUCUUCUUCAGGGGUGUGUCCAGCAAUGAUUUCUCUUCUUUAGAGACUUUGUGUAAGAAAAUCAUUAAAGAAAAACAGGCUUUUGAAAGAUUGGAAGUUAAGAAAGAAACUUUGUUGGAAAUGUUUAAGUACAACAAGUUCAAAUGCCGGAUAUUGAAUGAAAAAGUGAAUACCCCAACUACCACAGUCUAUAGGUGUGGCCCCUUGAUAGAUCUCUGCCGAGGCCCUCAUGUCAGACACACCGGCAAAAUUAAGACUCUGAAAAUACACAAAAAUUCUUCCACAUACUGGGAAGGCAAAGCAGAUAUGGAGACUCUCCAGAGGAUUUACGGAAUUUCAUUCCCAGAUCCUAAGAUGUUGAAAGAGUGGGAGAGGUUCCAAGAGGAAGCCAAGAACCGAGAUCAUCGAAAAAUUGGGAGAGAUCAAGAACUAUAUUUCUUCCAUGAACUCAGCCCUGGAAGUUGCUUUUUCCUGCCGAAGGGAGCGUACAUUUAUAAUACGCUUAUCGAAUUCAUCAGGAGUGAAUAUAGGAAACGAGGAUUCCAGGAGGUAGUCACCCCAAACAUUUACAACAGCCGACUCUGGAUGACCUCGGGUCACUGGCAGCACUAUAGCGAGAACAUGUUCUCCUUUGAGGUGGAGAAGGAACUGUUUGCUCUGAAACCCAUGAACUGUCCAGGACACUGCCUUAUGUUUGAUCAUCGGCCAAGAUCCUGGCGAGAGCUACCUCUGCGGUUAGCCGAUUUUGGGGUACUUCAUAGGAACGAGCUGUCAGGAGCACUCACAGGACUCACGCGGGUACGAAGGUUCCAACAGGAUGACGCUCACAUAUUCUGUGCUAUGGAGCAGAUUGAGGAUGAAAUAAAAGGUUGUUUGGAUUUUCUGCGUACAGUAUAUAGCAUAUUUGGAUUUUCUUUUAAACUGAACUUGUCUACUCGCCCAGAAAAAUUCCUUGGAGAUAUUGAAGUCUGGAAUCAAGCUGAGAAACAACUUGAAAACAGCCUGAAUGAUUUUGGUGAAAAGUGGGAGUUAAACCCUGGAGAUGGGGCUUUCUAUGGUCCAAAGAUUGACAUACAGAUUAAAGAUGCCAUUGGUCGGUACCACCAGUGUGCAACAAUCCAGCUGGAUUUUCAGUUGCCCAUCAGAUUUAAUCUUACUUUUGUAAGUCAUGAUGGCGAUGAUAAGAAAAAACCAGUCAUUAUCCAUAGAGCCAUCUUGGGGUCAGUGGAAAGAAUGAUUGCUAUCCUCACUGAAAACUACGCAGGCAAAUGGCCCUUCUGGCUGUCUCCUCGCCAGGUGAUGGUAGUUGCAGUGGGACCAACAUGUGAUGAAUAUGCCCAAAAGGUACGGCAGCAAUUCCAUGAUGCUAAAUUCAUGGCGGACGUCGAUCUGGAUCCAGGCUGUACAUUAAAUAAGAAGAUCAGAAAUGCACAGUUAGCACAGUAUAACUUCAUCCUGGUUGUUGGUGAAAAAGAGAAAAGUGGCGGCACUGUUAACAUUCGUACAAGAGAUAACAAGGUACACGGAGAACGUACCGUUGGUGAAACCAUCGAGCGGCUGCAGCAGCUCAAGCAGUUCCGCAGCAAACAGGCAGAAGAAGAAUUUUAAUGAAGAACAUUGCCCCUCUCAGCUCAGUGGGAAAGGAUGAGCAAGUGUUGGCGCUAAUCCAGAGCGUUAACUUCGUACGCUGGAAAACAUUAAUUUAUACCGAACUCGGAAUGGUUUGGCACAGUCUGCUUAGGUGACUACAGGGGAGCAACCUUUUUUGACCUAGACAAGUUUUAGACAAUGUGUAUUUGAAGGAGGUAAUUAAAAGUGACACAUUAAAAUGAUUUUAUUCAUUAAGUAUCUGAGCACUGGAAAUAAACCAUGAGGAAUGCUUUAGUGUGAUCAGGGAGAACAUUUUUGUAAAUUUAAUGCAUUUGAAAAAUAAAAUCAGAUUAGAUUCAGACGAAAGACUAGAAUUAGAUUAUGGUAUAAAAAUAAAAACUUUAAAAUUCA
Molecule: messenger RNA, 2701 nt
Organism: Pteropus alecto (black flying fox)
Lineage: Eukaryota; Metazoa; Chordata; Mammalia; Chiroptera; Pteropodidae
Gene: TARS1
Product: threonyl-tRNA synthetase
Exons: 18
Coding region: 140-2308 (722 amino acids)
Biological process (GO): threonyl-tRNA aminoacylation
Cellular component (GO): cytoplasm
Molecular function (GO): ATP binding; threonine-tRNA ligase activity
Source: RefSeq, a predicted model, not a curated record